This is a messenger RNA of Hordeum vulgare subsp. vulgare (domesticated barley), 994 nucleotides long. RefSeq names its product probable glutathione S-transferase GSTU6. The transcript is spliced from 2 exons. NCBI's taxonomy places the organism in Eukaryota, Viridiplantae, Streptophyta, Magnoliopsida, Poales, Poaceae. Gene Ontology annotation, molecular function: glutathione transferase activity. The coding region runs from base 77 to 790 and encodes 237 amino acids. The record is from RefSeq and is a predicted model, not a curated record. Gene Ontology annotation, biological process: glutathione metabolic process. Gene Ontology annotation, cellular component: cytoplasm.
CCAAAAACGACGUUGUCCUCGCAUUCAUUUGAGUUGAGCGCACCAAACCAGAGAGAAACAGAGACAGAAGACAGCAAUGGCAGCUGAAGGAGACCUGAAGUUGCUAGGCUUGUCAGUGAGCCCAUUCGUAGUUCGUGUUCGCAUGGCGCUGCACAUGAAGGGCCUGAGCUACGAGUAUAUCGAACAGGACCUCUUCAACAAGAGCGAGCUUCUCCUCAAGUCCAACCCGGUGGAGAAGAAGGUGCCCGUGCUCAUCCACGACGGCAAGACCAUACUCGAUUCGUCGGCCAUCGUGCAGUACAUCGACGAAGUCUGGGCCGCCAUGGGGCCGUCGAUCCUCCCCGUCGACCCCUACGACCGCGCCGCCUCCCGCUUUUGGGCCGCCUACGCGGACGACAAGCUGUUCUCCGCUUAUGUCGGCAUUAAUAGAGCGACGACGAAGGUGGAGAGGGCGGAGAAGGUUAGCGAGACGGUUGCGGUGCUCGAGCGACUUGAGGAGGCAUUUGCCAAGCAGUCGAACGGAAAGGCGUUCUUCGCCGGGGACUCCGUCGGGUACCUCGACCUCGCGGUGGGAUGCCACUUGCACUGGCUCAAGGCGCAGCGCAAGAUGUUUGGCGUGGUGUUCCUCGAGGCCGGCAGGACUCCGCUCUUAGCGGGCUGGGCGAAACGGUUCGCAGAGACCGACGCGGCCAAGGAGGUGGUACCGGACACGGACGUGGUGAUGGAGUACGCCAAGAAGCGUCAGGCUUAUCGUGCUGCUGUUGCUGUGGCGGCGGCGACUGCCAAGUGAAACUCUUCAGACCAGUGUGACUGAGUAUCUACCACCCAAGCAUAGCGAAAGCAAACUGAUCACCUAUGUACGUACGUGUGUAUUUGGGAGUUUAGUUUCCAUGUCUUCCCACGCGCUAAACGCUUGCUCAAAACAACAAUUAUUUGUGAGGGGCAUAACAAUGCGUCAUAUGUUAAAUAACUUAUGGUUCCGGCGAAAAACUUA